Messenger RNA from Dinoponera quadriceps, 7011 nucleotides. RefSeq names its product probable serine/threonine-protein kinase dyrk2. Lineage: Eukaryota; Metazoa; Arthropoda; Insecta; Hymenoptera; Formicidae. The record is from RefSeq and is a predicted model, not a curated record. Gene Ontology annotation, molecular function: protein serine/threonine kinase activity; ATP binding; protein serine/threonine/tyrosine kinase activity. Gene Ontology annotation, biological process: peptidyl-serine phosphorylation; peptidyl-threonine phosphorylation. The transcript has 11 exons. Gene Ontology annotation, cellular component: nucleus. The coding region runs from base 943 to 4359 and encodes 1138 amino acids.
CUGAACCCGCGCGUCGCACGGUUGGUACUUUUCUCCGGUGUUCGUGUCGUCGCGCGCGCGCUCUCUCUCUCUCGACCGUUCGUUCGUUUGUUCCUUCGUUUCGCGUAACCGUUUCGCACUCCGUUUCUCCUAGCUCCGUCUUUCUGAGCUCGCGUUCAGUGAGAUUCGCCCUCUCCUCCGUUCCCUCCGGGACUGACCGUCCAUCCGUUCAUCUAUCCGUCAUCAGUCCGCCCGGAGGUGUUUAAUCCGAGGGGAAGCAGGAGCACACCACGGACCGGAGACUCCGCUGGACAGCUCGAGAUACCCCCCUUAGAUUUUCGACGACUCCUCUCCCACGACGUCCCAGCCGACACAACGCCGACGCGAAUCUCUCCUGCAUGAUCUCGUACGACGUACGACGUGCAUCGUACGGUAGGGAACGCACGAGAGACGGCAGCGGAGCGACGAGGAUGUAGCCCGCGAGGGUGGCUGCUGCUGCCUUUCGACGAGAAAGAGAGGGAGAGAGAAAGAAAGCGAGUUUAUACGAGUUUGAAAUCGACGAUGAUGACGCGCGCGGUACAGGGAAGAGGAAUUGACCGAGGGAAGAGCAGAGCAGUCUAGAAGAGAGAGAAAGAGAGAGAGAGGUAGAUAGAUUAGAAGGAAAAGGAGAGAGAGAGAGAGAGGGACAGAGAUCUCCUCCGCGAGGAGGGAAUGCGCCGGAUGUUAUCGCGAGAGACGCCGAGACUGAUAAAAACACUGCCAGGAGUAAUGACGAGCUAGAUCGCUCCGUCCGCUGAACCGUUCCGUCGAUCUUAGCUUUCGCUCCACGCCAAUCCUCCCCCUCCCGCGUCCCUGCUCACUCGCAGACACACACACACACACACCGUACGUUAACACGCGGCGUCCCUUCUACCAGCACGUACCCUCGAGAUCAAAGACUGAAAAUAAAAGGUGGCGACAAGCAUGUUGGGCGUGAGUCAGCCGGGCAACACGCCCUCGAGCUUGCGGCAUUCGGCGAGCUUCUCCUGCUUGCAACGCGGUACCGCCGGCGAGGGUCAUCGUGCGAGGACCUCGACGUUGCUGCAGCAGCAGCAGCCGAGUCUGCAGCUGAGCGGCGGCGGUCAUCAUCAGUACACGUCCGGUCAGGGCGCGCACUCUCUGCUGCUGCAGCAGCAUCAGUCUCCGGGCGGUGCUCGGGUGCAUCGCGAGACGCUCGAUCCCGUUCAUCAGGACGGCAACGAUUACGGCUUCGUGAGGAUCCGGCCGCGAUUGCGCAGCACGAACGCGACCUUGUACCACGAGGAAGAGGUGGCGAGCGCGAAGAGCGCGCUGCGCGACGCCGCGGCGUUCAGCGACCGGGAGUGCGACUCCUCCAACUUCAGGGACUGCACGCUGAAGGUCAAGGAGCGCGACCUCUCGCCGAAGGGGACCGGCAAGAAUCAGAAUCCGCUGCGCGGCGCGUUGAUACUCUUCUCGACGUCCUCCUGGUGGAAGGCGCGCCAACGGGAGGAACAGCUGAACGGUGGUACCGUCGCGCCUUCCUCGGAGAGGAAGUGGUCGAGCACCUCGAUGGCGUCGCCGUCGAACGAGAGAAAGUGGCAGCCCAGCUCGAUGACGUCGCCCACCAACGAGCGGAAAUGGUCCGUGGGUAACAGCCUGCUGACCUCACCGUCCAACGAGAGGAAGUGGACGAGAUCGUCGGUGUCGUCGACGAGCCAGCAGGACCGGAAGUGGCGGUCGCUCGGCGCACUUCUGAGGACUCCCGGCAGCUCUCACGCCAGUCAGAACUGUUUGUCGCACAAUAUGAGCGUCUCGAUGAUCGAGGGUGAACACUUCCGCGAGGAGCCGCGCGGCAAGGCGCGUUACCAGCAGCCGACCUCGUACUCGGCGCGCGUCUCCAGAGUCAGUAGAGACGUCUACAGAGAGAGCACGGAGUUCGGCCAGGUCGGUAGGUCGAAGGUCAGUCGCAGGCUGUAUCAGGACAGCGAGACGACCGAUCGCGAGUUGGACGAGGGCCGGCACGCGCCUCGCAAUCGGCAUCAGCUGAUCGACGAUCCGGAGUGCAGGGGCAACAAUCGCGAGGUCUGCAGACCGUCCGUCGCGGAGCAGACGGAAAGUCGCGGCACGACCGCCUCCACCAGGUCGAGCCGCGCCCAGAGCUUCUAUCUGCUGGACGACUUCCUGCGGCCGCAGCCGCAAACGAGCGGCAAGUGCAUGCUGAAUCUCUAUCUGUCGCCGGCCGCCGGCAAAUCGGCCGGCAACAGCGCCGGUGAACAACAACACGGCAGGUCGUGCGAGGUGAGGCAGGCCUGCCAGGCGAACGUCAGCAACAUCACGCCGCCGCGACGCCACAAUUCGAGCUCGGACAGCCUCGAGGUAGCCACCAGUCCGCUGCCGCCGCCGGUGCCGCCGCCGCCGCCCCAGGCGAACGCCCAGAGGGAGCGUAAUGAGAACCCGAAGGACAGUAAGGACGUGUGCCCGUGCAAGCUCUGCUGGACCAAUAUGCAGAGGUCCUUCGUGGAAGAGAGUCCUGGAACGUUGCACAAAGAUGUCGGCGGCGCUGGUACGAAGGUCAGCGAGAAAACGGUCGGCGGUGUCGGCACGGCGACCCUCACCACGCUCUCCUCCAUUAAUAACGCAUCCAACACCGGCCGAAACAAAAACAACCCCGUAUCUCACGAGAAGUUGCCGUCUUUCUUCAACACGAAGCCGGCGCGCGGAGUGGAUAAAACGGACAACAACAAUGCCAACAAUUCCAACACGAGCAACAAUAUUCACAAUAUGCCGCUGCACGAACCCCUCAGCGCUACUUCUCACGAAGUAUACGCUGGGAGACUGCCAAUGACACCCCAGGAAGCGGUGAAGUACUACGGCUCCAGACUGACAGAAUUCGAGCGCGCCGAGAUCGAGAAGUACUCGGAGAUCUGGUAUCUGGGCCUGUCGGCCCACAAAAUCCACGGCGAGGAAGUGUCCUCGCAAAACGGCGGCUACGACGACGAAAAUGGCAGUUACAACAAGGUCCUGCACGAUCAUAUCUCCUACAGAUACGAGAUACUGGAGGUGAUCGGCAAGGGGAGUUUCGGCCAGGUGAUUCGAGCGCUGGAUCAUAAAACGGGACAGCACAUCGCCAUCAAGAUUAUCAGAAACAAGAAGAGGUUCCAUCAUCAAGCGCUCAUCGAGGUGAGAAUCCUGGAGCACCUGAGGAAGAAGGACUUGGAGGCGAACUCGUCGCACAAUGUGAUACACAUGCUCGAGUAUUUUUACUUCAGGAAUCACCUGUGCAUCAGCUUCGAGUUAAUGAGCUUGAAUCUGUACGAGCUAAUCAAAAAGAACAACUACCAGGGAUUCAGUCUGAGCCUAAUCCGCCGUUUCGCCAACUCGUUAAUUAGCUGCCUGAGACUGCUCUAUCGAGAGAAUAUCAUUCACUGCGACUUGAAGCCGGAGAAUGUGCUGCUGAAGCAACGGGGCAGCAGCUCGAUCAAAGUCAUAGACUUCGGCUCGUCGUGUUACAGUCACCAACGCGUGUACACGUAUAUACAAUCCAGGUUCUACAGGAGUCCGGAAGUGAUCCUCGGUCUUCCAUACGGCACGCCGAUCGAUAUGUGGAGCCUAGGCUGCAUCUUAGCCGAGCUGUACACGGGAUACCCGCUGUUUCCGGGCGAGGACGAGAUAGAACAGCUCGCCUGCAUCAUGGAGGUCCUUGGUCUGCCGCCUGAGCACAUUAUCAGUCACGCGUCUCGUCGCAGGCUCUUUUUCGAUCAAAAAGGCAGUCCGCGAUGCGUGACAAACAGCAAAGGCAAGAAGAGGUGGGCGGGCAGCAGGAAUCUCUCGAUAGCCCUCCGGUGUUCCGAUGUGCUCUUCGUGAACUUCGUUAGCAGAUGCCUCGAGUGGGAUCCAAAGAAGCGUAUGACCCCCGACGAGGCGAUGCGUCACGAGUGGCUGAACUCGUCAUCCUCCCACGUGAGCUCCUCCUCGUCAGCGAUAGCCUCGUCGACGGUGAACGCGAGCGCGAACACGACGACGACAAGCGGCGUCGAGACGUCACAGUCGGCGCACGCGCAGACGGUGAGCGUGACGGUGAGCGCGCCGCGGCAGCGAGCCACGACGAUGGAGGAUCCGCCUUACACCAUGUACCGGCUGUACAAGGGUCGCAAGUAUGUCCAGAAGAUCUCCACGACGUCGGGCGACAGCACCGACAACGGCGGCGGCGGUGGCGGUGGCCUCGUGGUGAAGAGCAAGCUGAACGGCAGCGCCAGCAGCCACGCGUUAGCGAGCAGCACGCAGACGGCGACGUCGAGGCACGCGUCGACCGGCGACAUCGUCGCGAGCCUCGACCCGAAUCUCGACGACUCAGGCACGUUCCUGCCGCCGAUAUUGUGAAGUCGGGUCUGUGCCAGCCACUUCUAAACGCACUCUCCCCAUCUCACGCGCGCGCACCCUCUUGGCGCGAUCGGGCUCGCUCUUGCGCCUUGUCGUUCCUCCGUUCCUCGACUCGUUCUCACGUUCUUCCUCCAGAUCCAAUCGCGAGGAUCGCGAUCGUCGUGAGCGAUGGGGACGGCGACGUACGCGUCGAUGUCGUUGCAACGCGUUAUCGCUCAAGAGAUAGAUAGGUGUACAGAGAGAGAGAGAGAGAGAGAGAGAAAGAGAAAAAGAGAGAUGCUUCUCCGGUGUGUGAGACGGAGAUCCGAGUCGGAUCGAGCUCACACUGAUCGACGAUCUCGCGCGAAACCGCGAGCACGUGACACCCCGUGUUCCAUGCGCGAGUCGAGGGCGAGUGCAAUCGCACAGACCGGCGCGUGUAGAACUGGCUGGCCGGCCCGACGACGUUAACUAUUCCCGAUGCCAAACGACUAGACAGACACACAGAUCGAGAGAGAGAGAGAGAGAGAGAGAGAGAGAGUCGCUAGUCUCGGGCAUAUGCAUCUAGCUAUGAGGCCAAAACGAUCUGACGACGGUAGAGGAGCGUGGCGGGCGUGCCGGAUGAAUGAAGAAGAAAACAGGGGCGAUUGCGGCGAGGUCGAAUUCGUGCGCUCUCGGGGACUCUGGCGAUCCGAUGUCACUCAGGUAAUCGUAAAAAAACGCGCAUUAUCGUAGUUACUCGCAGACAAUGUUUAGAUACGCCGCCUCCAUACGGCGAGGGUCAUUAGUAAAUCAUCAAAUAUAUAUAUCGAUCAUCCGUCACGGGCCAUCAUCGUAUCAUUGAUCUGGUCCCGGGUCUGUGUUUAUCCCGAAAUCACGCGCGAAGCGUGCGACGUUCACGCUGACGGAAUCUCGGUCGUAGGAUGUGUCGAAAAUCACAAUCGAAAGUUCCGUACGACAAGGCAAGCUCGCGUCGAGGGACCGUCGACGAGCCGCCGCGCGACGAGAGCGACUGCUCGUUCCUCAGGCGGUCGAAGCGAGACGACGGUUGUGAAAUUCUCCCGCGCGCGAGUGUACGCAUUCAGAAGGUAUACCAUUAUGAUGAGCGCGCGACAGAGCGCGCUCUUUGAGGGCCGCCCGCGCGUCCACCGCGCGAUUCCAACGACGCGCGCCGAUGAACGGCGCGAGUCGCGCAGAGAGGAAGUACGCGAACGCGAGUCCGACGCGCCGUCAACGGUCAAACAACGAUUCUUCCCCGACGUGUGUGUGAGUGUGGCUGCGUGUGUAUAUGUGUACGCGUAUGUGAUUCGGGGGUUACCGUCAAAUUACGGUCGCGCCGAGAAGACCUGAGUUAUCGUGCGAAAGAGAGAGAGAGAGAGAGAGAGACCACCGCCAGCAGCAUCACGCGACCAAGCGCGGGGUCGCGGUUUAAUAACGAAGCGUCAAGGCGAGUGGAGUAACAUUAAUACGAAGCGUGCCCCAGUUUUAACGAGGCCUGAGUAGUCUUAUUGUGAUAUUAAACUACCACUGUCUUACUUAGAUCUCUGAUAUUAAGAAGAUAACGAUCGCUAAUGAUUUCAAUUUACUAUUAAUCAUUAUUUUCUUAUAUGUGUAACGCUAUAUCGCUACUAUUACUAUCGCGAGGAAAUACGUAGCCGAAUAUAAUGAGGGUUAUUCGUCAAUAAUAUUACAGAGAGAGAGAGAGAGAGAGAGAGAGAUAGCAGAGAGCAGAGAAAGAGAGAGAGAGAGUUAACGUUAUUAUUACUACAUGGUAGGUAACGUGUACAGAUUUUGAUUACGCGUCUUCGAGAUAUCCGGGAGCGGCAUGCUAUAUAUAUACAACACACACACACACACACACACACACACAACACACAUUUAUAUAUAUAUAUAUUUGCUUGCUACAUACGAAUAUAUAAGAGAGAAGAAAAGAAAACGCCCUCCUCCCCAUGCGAUGAUUUUGCAAGAAUGAUUUCCUACACGCCGUUAUAUAUAUCAUUACCGUCGUUUACGUACCUCCAUUGUGUCACUCGAUCGUCCGCCGCGACGCGUAACGCGCACGUCUCAUCGCGUCGGAAUAACAACAAUUAACAGUGAUUAACCACCGCCCUUCUCCGAGACUCUCCGCCGCCGCAGCAGCAGCAGCAGCUUCGCUUUUGUACUCGCGCGCAUGCACGCGAAUUUACUCAUAGCUGUACCCGGGAUUAAUUAGCGAUUUUCGAUGCGCCCUUUCGGACAACACUCUUCGUCGAGCACUUCGCGAUAUAUGCAGAGGAUUUGACUAAAGAAACGAAAUAGAAAAAAAAGCAGAAAAGGAAAAGGUGAAAAAAAAAAGAAGAAGCAGAAAUAACGUGUAUAGCAUUAAGCGUUUUAGGCUACUACUUUUAGACGUGGUAAUUGUUCGAUGUGCCCGUACCCAUUCUAAAGUUUCGCGAGGGAACGAACGUAGAGAGAGAGAGAUAGAGAGAGAGAGAGAGAGAAAGGGGGGGGGACGGCCUCGCGAGAGCUCGCAAAUUAUAUAUCAUUUGUACAUAACGUUAGAAACGUGAGAUGAGUCCCGCUCCUGUUCGCUGCUUUUCGAGCUUCCACCUCGGAACCGAUAUCUUCCGUUUUUUCGCAUGCUUCUUCACGAAAGUCUCAUCUUUACGAGGAAAUCGUACGCAACACUAUAUA